This is a messenger RNA of Eremothecium cymbalariae DBVPG#7215, 894 nucleotides long. It is a transcript of the gene HIS1, whose product is annotated as ATP phosphoribosyltransferase. Gene Ontology annotation, molecular function: magnesium ion binding; ATP phosphoribosyltransferase activity. Bases 1 to 894 code for a protein of 297 amino acids. Gene Ontology annotation, cellular component: cytoplasm. Lineage: Eukaryota; Fungi; Ascomycota; Saccharomycetes; Saccharomycetales; Saccharomycetaceae. The transcript has a single exon. Gene Ontology annotation, biological process: L-histidine biosynthetic process. The record is from RefSeq and is a predicted model, not a curated record.
AUGGACUUGGUCAACCAUCUUACGGACAGGCUGCUAUUUGCAAUUCCCAAAAAGGGACGGCUUUAUGAAAAAUCUGUAGAGCUAUUAAAGAUUUCUGAUAUUAAGUUUUAUCGUUCCAACAGGCUUGAUAUUGCAUUGUGCACUUCAAUGCCAAUUGCGUUGAUUUUUCUUCCUGCAGCGGAUAUUCCUACAUUUGUAGGCGAGGGGAAAUGUGAUUUGGGUAUCACCGGACUGGAUCAAGUCCGUGAAUCCGAGGUUGAUGUGGAAGUUUGUAUGGAUCUCAACUAUGGUAUUUGUCGUUUACAAGUCCAAGUACCAGAAACUGGAGACUAUAAAGAACCCAAACAGCUUAUUGGGAAGACAAUCUUCACCAGCUUUACAACGCUUACUGAGAUUUAUUUUGCAGAACUCGAGGGUGUUUCUGUCGAUAAGAUGUCAACGAAGGUCAAGUACAUCGGAGGCUCUGUGGAAGCCGCUUGUGCGCUUGGUGUCGCUGACGCUAUUGUAGAUCUUGUGGAAAGUGGUGAAACCAUGCGCGCCGCUGGAUUAACAGCUAUUGCCACUGUCCUAGAUACCAGCGCUCACUUGAUCGCUUCCAAGAACCCUAAGAGUUCCAUUGAACUUAUCAAUACCAUCAAGUCAAGACUAGAAGGUGUGCUUACUGCUCAGAAAUACGUUUAUUGUAUGUACAAUGCCCCUAAAGCUAAACUUGAUGACAUGCUGCGCAUUGCAUCAGGUAGAAGAGCCCCCACAAUCUCAAACCUCGCAGAGGAUGGGUGGGUCGCUGUGUCAAGCAUGAUACUCAGAAGCUCCUGUGGUUUGAUCCUGGAUGAGCUGAAAAAAUAUGGCGCUCAGGAUAUUAUGGUCGUUGAACUAGCCAACUUCCGUGCUUGA